AUGCUGCCACGCGGGUCUUGGGAUUUUGAAAUUUUAUUUCAGUCGGCGAAUACAGAAUACAGCGAUGACCUCAAACUCGGAAUUAGCUGUCCUUUUUCGGUUUUGAUGAGUUUGCUUGCAGUCUCCCCGGCUUGGGAAAAUGUUCCCCUUCCGUCGCUUCCAACUCUGCAGCCUGAGAAGGUUCACUUUAAUGCGACACUCCUGCCUCCUUUAAUUCGAGCUGUUCCUUCAGGCAAUGGUCUGGUGGCCGGCCGGCUUCUCGAGACAUUAUUGUUGGUAAUACUGACGCGUCCUUCUUCCUGGUCUGCCGGGGCUUUCAAUCCGCCGGGAUCAUUACAGGGAAGAAAGCAGAAUUUCCCAGCUUUCAAUCCGCCGCGGACGUUAAAAGCUUAG
Molecule: messenger RNA, 393 nt
Organism: Enterobius vermicularis (human pinworm)
Lineage: Eukaryota; Metazoa; Nematoda; Chromadorea; Rhabditida; Oxyuridae
Source: the annotation of a GenBank genome assembly